AGCUGAAACCAGGAUACCUACAUAUCAAAACAAACCAUUCUCAGUUUUUGUGUACAGCUUGUGCAGAAAAGAUUCUCUUUCCUCCCUGUGCUUUCUGUAUUUUGUUAAUUGACUAUUUUGAAUGCUUCUGAUGAAAAGCACCUAUUUGGCUGCAGGCUCUCUGCUGCAGAGCUCUCAGGAGGGUGGCUGGCUGGAGGUUUACUUUGUCCCUCAUCAGCUUCCAGGAGAAACCAUCUGACCACCACAGUGACUGCUCAAUCUCCCAGUGCAGGAUUUUAAAACACUUGGGCUCCGUUCCCCUCCUGUUCUCCAGCAUUAGCCAAGAUACUUCAGAAUACUUGUACUGAUUUGCUGAAUCCCUCUGGACACUCAGAAAGUAAUACAUUACUGCGUUGCUUUGCAUUUCUUGUUGCUGGUUUUUGUUUUAUUGGUGGUUGCACAUUUGAGUUGGUAAAAUGGUUUGCUGUCCCUGUUCCAGUCAAAAUUUUUUCACUAUCCUAUCACGCUAUUCUAUACGCUUCUCUUUCUGUUCCCCUCUUCAUUUUCUUUCCCUCAUUCACCUCCACUCUUGCCUUUCUUUUUUCUCCCCUUAUUUUAUGAACUUCAGUUCUUUAAUUCCAUUUCUCUGUACCAAAUCUCAUACAUAAGAAAGUGUCGAAGACUUUACCCUGCAAACAGUUAAAUGUAAUAUUCUUCUGCAUAUCUUACCCAACCAAAUACAAUGGCACCACUUACAUGCCUUAAGUGACAUUGACAUGUUUGCAGGACCGGAGCCUAAGUAACUCACCUAGCUACUGGGUUUUACAAGCAAAGAAGGAACUGCCAUGUUUUGUACACAACAUACUAAAAUUCCAGUAUAAUCUCAUUGCUGUUACUCUCAUUUUCCACUUCCCCUCCCUGUUUGUUGUAAUUGCCUAUUCUGUCAUUUCAGAUUAAGUAUCUCACCAUGGAAUGACUCGUAUUCACUCUUAAUUUGAUGUACUGGAAGUAGUCCUAUUGACUUAAAUGGAACCAUGCAGAUAAAAAAAGGGAAUUCCUCUGAAGAAUUUGCUGGAAGCGGAUACAUGUGAAUUUUCUGCAUGAAGACUCUCAAACUGGAUUACAUAAUAAUAUGCCUGUAUCCUCUGACUCUUAUUAUUUUGAUCCACAAAAAUGAUUAGGGUUAUAUAUGAAAUUUAACCCAUUUCUGAUGAGUGACCUAGACAUGAGUUUACAUCGGCAAAUGGGCUCUGAUCGGGACCUCCAGUCUUCUGCUUCCUCUGUGAGCUUGCCAUCAGUUAAAAAGGCACCAAAGAAAAGAAGAAUUUCAUUGGGCUCUCUUUUUCGGAGAAAAAAAGACACAAGACGCAAGUCUAGGGAUUUAAAUGGAGGUGUUGAUGGAAUUGCAAGUAUUGAAAGUAUUCAUUCAGAAAUGUGUACAGACAAGAACUCUAUUUUCUCCACAUGUACCUCUUCCGAUAACGGAACAACCUCUAGUAGCAAACCAAGUGGAGACUUCAUGGAAUGCCCCUUGUGCCUUUUGCGGCACUCCAAGGACAGGUUCCCGGAGAUAAUGACUUGUCACCAUAGAUCUUGUGUGGACUGCUUGCGUCAGUAUCUCCGGAUAGAAAUCUCUGAGAGCAGAGUUAAUAUUAGCUGUCCAGAAUGCUCAGAACGAUUUAAUCCUCAUGAUAUUCGUUUGAUACUAAAUGAUGACAUCUUGAUGGAAAAAUAUGAAGAGUUUAUGCUUAGGCGAUGGCUGGUUGCAGAUCCUGAUUGUAGGUGGUGCCCAGCUCCAGAUUGUGGAUAUGCUGUGAUCGCUUUUGGAUGUGCCAGCUGUCCCAAACUUACAUGUGGACGAGAAGGCUGUGGAACUGAGUUUUGCUACCACUGUAAGCAGAUUUGGCAUCCAAACCAGACCUGCGAUGCCGCUCGCCAGGAGAGAGCUCAAAGUCUGCGCCUGAGAACAAUUCGUUCUUCAUCUAUUAGUUACAGCCAGGAAUCUGGAGCAGCAGCUGAUGACAUAAAGCCAUGCCCACGCUGUGCUGCUUAUAUAAUAAAAAUGAAUGAUGGAAGCUGCAAUCAUAUGACUUGUGCUGUCUGUGGCUGUGAAUUCUGUUGGCUAUGUAUGAAAGAGAUCUCAGAUUUACAUUAUUUAAGCCCAUCAGGUUGCACAUUUUGGGGAAAGAAACCAUGGAGCCGUAAGAAGAAAAUACUGUGGCAACUAGGGACACUUGUUGGAGCUCCUGUAGGAAUUGCCUUGAUAGCUGGCAUUGCUAUUCCUGCUAUGAUUAUUGGAAUUCCUGUGUAUGUGGGACGUAAGAUUCACAAUCGAUAUGAAGGCAAAGACAUUUCAAAGCACAAGCGAAACUUGGCUAUAGCAGGCGGUGUAACCUUAUCUGUAAUUGUUUCUCCAGUUGUAGCUGCAGUAACUGUAGGUAUUGGUGUUCCUAUUAUGCUGGCUUACGUGUAUGGAGUUGUUCCAAUUUCCCUCUGCCGAAGUGGAGGCUGUGGUGUGUCAGCAGGCAAUGGAAAAGGUGUCAGGAUAGAAUUUGAUGAUGAAAAUGAUAUAAAUGUUGGUGGAACAAAUGCAGCUGUAGAUACAACUUCAGUAGCAGAGGCACGUCAUAACCCUAGUAUAGGUGAAGGAAGCGUUGGAGGACUGACUGGCAGCUUGAGUGCAAGUGGUAGCCACAUGGAUAGAAUAGGAGCCAUUCGAGACAACCUAAGUGAAACCGCUAGUACUAUGGCCCUGGCUGGGGCUAGUAUAACAGGCAGCCUCUCAGGAAGUGCAAUGGUUAACUGCUUUAACAGACUGGAAGUACAAGCAGAUGUGCAGAAAGAACGAUACAGUCUGAGUGGAGAAUCUGGCACAGUUAGCUUGGGAACAGUUAGUGACAAUGCCAGUACCAAAGCAAUGGCAGGAUCUAUUCUGAACUCCUACAUCCCUUUGGACAGGGAAGGUAACAGUAUGGAAGUGCAAGUGGAUAUUGAAUCAAAGCCAGCCAAAUUCAGACACAACAGCGGAAGCAGUAGUGUUGAUGAUGGCAGUGCUGCAGGUCGUAAUGCCGGUUGUUCAUCGGCCUGCUUGCCAGAAAGUAAAUCUAGUGCCACCAAGUGGUCCAAAGAAACAACAGCAGGAAAAAAAUGUAAAGGUAAGCUGAGAAAGAAGAGUAGCAUGAAGAUAAAUGAGACAAGAGAGGACAUGGAUGCUCAGCUGUUGGAACAACAAAGCACAAACUCCAGUGAAUUUGACUCUCCCUCUCUUAGCGAUAGCAUUCCAUCUGUAGCAGAUUCUCACUCGAGUCAUUUUUCUGAGUUUAGUUGCUCAGAUAUGGAAAGUAUGAAAACUUCCUGUAGCCAUGGUUCCAGUGACUAUCAUACUCGCUUUACCACAGUCAAUGUUCUCCCAGAGGUGGAAAAUGAUCGCUUGGAAAACUCUCCACAGCCAAGUGGAAUCCCUGUGCCUGUUCCAACAGCCCCAAGCACUGAUGUUCCACAGCUGAGUUACAUUGCUGAGGAAAGCAUUAAUAAUGGAUCUUUGACAGAUGUAGAUUUAGGUGUCGGUGAAACACUGAAAGAAACAAACAACAACCAUUCACAACAUGCUGUGGAAUUGAGCACUGGUAUUCAGACUGAAAUUUAAGCCUGUAAGUGCUGCAAAAAUAUAUUUACCACUAAAGAACCCUGUCUGAAAGCUGGUUGAAUUACACGCGACUUCUGUAAGUUUCAGGUGACCAGCAGAAGCAAGGUUUUGAUACAACUGCAUUUUAUAUAUACUUGUCUGAUAAGGCAAAAUACUUCAUAUGGAUCUUAGACCUGUGUGAAGAGACAUGAAGGCUUUAACCAAGUGCAUUACAGCAGUACAAAUAUGUCCAUGUUUUGUAUUUUUGCCACAACUUUGCUUGAAAGCAUAUACUUGGUGUAUUUAGAUAAAAAUUGGUAAAAUCUUAGUAUGUUAAAAGCUGAAAUGAAUAAUAUGACCUGCACUGUUCACUUGGAAAAUAUGGGGUUUGGGAUAAACGGGUGUUAGGUGAGCGUUAGUGACUUAAAACCGUUCUUGUGUGAACUCUAUUUAAGGGAAGCAAAAUUUUUGCAGAGACCUCUAAAAACAUAUUUCAACAGUGAAUAUUUGCAAUGAUAAUUUUGUUUCAUAACUGGACACACUGUAUUUAGAAAGCAUGUAGAAUGAACCGCCUAUCUUCAGAUGGACAUAGCCUGUGUCAGAAGCGUUUGUAUGUGUGUACAUUUUGAGCAAGGUUAUGGCAUUUUACAUAAUUUUGAAACAGAAGAAAUUGGUACUUAAUAUAUGGUGGAAUGGAGACGUCACCUGUGAAGAACAGUGGAGUUAUUUAUUCAUGCAACCAACCAUGCAGCAGAUAAGGCUACUAUAUAGUGUGUAAAAACUGUAAAAUAACAAUCUGGUGAUUUAUAAGCAUUGUAGAAAAGCAGAUGCAGUCACCUUUCAUUAGGGGGAAAAACAGUGCCCCAUCAAUUCUUGGUGCCUUUGGAAAAGACUGGGUUUGAAGUGCCUGGUCGUUUGAGGAUUUUACUGUAAUGUUUUCCAGAAUGUCCUCUUUGGCCACCUUGGAUCACAAAAGAAAAUUCUAGUGAAUAAAAUGACUGUGGUAGAUAAAUGUAUAAUAAUAAUAAUAAUGAAGUAUUAGCCUACCAAAGACUCACUCAGGCUUUAGUGGACAUGACAUCUCUUUGCUAGACAUGCAUAUCUUCAGUCCCAGAAUCAAAGUGCAGUGCAAUGACUGCCCAAGUGCAAAGAUGGGUUCCAAAUAUGCUGGCUUUUUUCUUUUUCUUUUGCAUAUGGAGGAUGUACAGCUGAACACAAGCUGAAGUUGGCCAAAGCGCCUGCACUGUUAAUGUUUUUUUGCUAUGUAAUUCACUAAAAUGGAAGGAAAAAAAAAAAAAAAAGAAUUGUGAAUAUCAGAAUAACAGUUAACAAUGUUCUGUCUUGUAUUUCAUGUAUUGCCAUUAUGGUGCUACUGGAAGUUUGGUUGGAUGAAAAGAAAAUGCCAUGAGCUGCAGUCCUCAUCCAUGACUUAUCCUCACCAGUUUCAGUAAUAUGCUUAUAACACUAGUGCCAGUUAUGUUAUUUGGUAAUGCUUGUUACAGUAUUUGUAUAUUUGCAAAUCAGUUUUGCUCAAUAAUAAGCGUGUAAACUGCAUAUCUGAAAUAAAUGUCUAAAUACUGA
Aquila chrysaetos chrysaetos is the source of this 5185-nucleotide messenger RNA. It is a transcript of the gene RNF19A, whose product is annotated as ring finger protein 19A, RBR E3 ubiquitin protein ligase. Lineage: Eukaryota; Metazoa; Chordata; Aves; Accipitriformes; Accipitridae. The transcript is spliced from 10 exons. The record is from RefSeq and is a predicted model, not a curated record. Gene Ontology annotation, biological process: positive regulation of proteasomal ubiquitin-dependent protein catabolic process; ubiquitin-dependent protein catabolic process; protein polyubiquitination. Gene Ontology annotation, cellular component: cytoplasm; ubiquitin ligase complex. The coding region runs from base 1169 to 3625 and encodes 818 amino acids. Gene Ontology annotation, molecular function: ubiquitin protein ligase activity; zinc ion binding; ubiquitin conjugating enzyme binding.